This is a messenger RNA of Schistocerca serialis cubense, 1189 nucleotides long. Its product is annotated as histidine-rich glycoprotein-like. The record is from RefSeq and is a predicted model, not a curated record. The coding region runs from base 152 to 1000 and encodes 282 amino acids. NCBI's taxonomy places the organism in Eukaryota, Metazoa, Arthropoda, Insecta, Orthoptera, Acrididae. The transcript has a single exon.
AAUCAGCGCAUAUAAAUACCGCCAGCCGGACCAGUGGCAAGUCAGUUCACUUCCGAUCUCACUCUCGAGAGGUUGUGGAGCAAGGAGGAGGAGCAGCGACAGCGACCGCGAGUUAGUGAGCGCGAAAGGGAAGAGACACAGUCCGUUCGCCAUGACGUCAUGGCGGCUGUUGGCAGCACUAGCGCUGCUGGGCGCCGUGCUCGUAGUGUGCCAGGCCCGCGAUCUGCGCGCUGCCGGUGACGGUAAGGAAGAGGACCAGGCUGUGGCGGCCUCCGACCUGGAGGCUGCCGCCAGCCACCACGGCCACCACCACGAGAAGGGCGGCGGCCACAAGCACCACUCGGAGCAUCACUCCGAGCACGGCGGCAAGGGCGACAAGGGCUACAAGAGCCACCACCACCACGACCACGGCGACCACGGCGACUACGGUAAGGAGCACCACGGUGGCCAUUACGCCGAGCACGGCGGCCACAAGAAGAGCCACCACGAUGAGGCCGGCCACUACGGCGAGCACCACAAGGGCGAGAAGGGCCACAAGGGCGCCCAUUUCGGGGAGAAGGGCGGCCACAAGAAGGGCCACAAGACCCACGGCUACCACCACAAGGCGCACAAGGACGAGUACCACAAGGAGCACAAGUUCUACGACGACCACCACAAGGGCGGACACCACAGCAAGUACGGCGACUUCCACGAACACCACGACAAGAAGCACGGCGGUCACAAGAAGGGCGGACACCACCACUCCGGUUACCAUGACGACCACUACGGCAAGAAGGGCCACCACGACAAGGGUCACUACCACGACGACCACCACGGCCACAAGGGCCACCACGGCCACGAGUCUCACCACGCCCAUCACGAGGACUACGGAAAGAAGGGCGGUCACUCUGGUGGCAAGCACUACGGCUUCAGCAGCGGCAGCGGGGGCGGUGGAGGCGGCGGAGGCGGUCACGGCGGACACGGCGGCGGCGGCGGCGGCGGUGGUCACGGACACCAUUAACUCCCUGCACACAGCCACUGUCACAUCAGUGUGUGACUGCUUGUCAGCAGUUGUUUCCUGUGUAGCAACAUACGUCUGCCUUGUGUUGAUCAGCAACAGCGUCACAUAUCAUCUACCUUCCAUACUACCAAAUGUGCUGACGUCAACUAACGGGAAGAUGAUCUCGCAGUGAUUUGUUAUUUAUUUUUU